AUGGAACUCAACCGAGAGCAUUUUCGCGCCAUAAUUUCGCCACAUGAGUCGACAAUUUCCCGUUGGUAUGGAGAAUUCAAACGUGAACGGGUGAGUCUUAGCGACGAUCCCAGGGUGCAUGCACCAAAAACGGCAUUCACCCAGGAAAACGUCAAUGCUGUGCGCCAACUCAUCAUUGAAGAUAGACAUGUGACAUACCGCGAGAUUGAGGCGUCCUUGAAGAUCUCAAAGAACUCAAUUCAAAAAAAUUUACAUGAAGCAUUAGGAGUAAGAAAAUUAGUUUCUCGUUGGAUACCCCACCUGUUGACUGAAGAGCAGAAAGCAGCCAGGGUUAAUUGGUAUCAAAAACGCUUGACCUCGGCUGUUUGGGUGUUCCAAGGUGAAGAAAAGCCAACAAAAAUGGUCGCGACAUUUGUGUCAAAAGCGGGUCAUAUUGCAACAAUUCCUCUUAAUGAGCAAAGAUCUGUUACUGCGGAUUGGUAUACCACCAUUUGUUUGCCAAAAGUCAUCACCGAGCUUCGAAAAAUCAACCCCGAAAGAAGAAUCAUCCUCCACCAAGACAAUGUAAGCUCGCACGCAUCCCAAAAAACAAGGCAGUAUUUAGCGGAAGAAUACGUGGAAUUAUUGGACCAUCCUCCAUUUAGUCCCGAUCUAAGUCCCAACGAUUUCUUUACUUUCCCGAAAAUUAAAACUGCAUGGUCAAAGGUUCCAUGGAAUAAGUGCUUCGGAAAUUGGUUCGAGCGCAUGCAGAUGUGUAUUAAUCUUCGUGGAGAAUACUUCGAAAAACAAUAA
Acanthoscelides obtectus is the source of this 792-nucleotide messenger RNA. NCBI's taxonomy places the organism in Eukaryota, Metazoa, Arthropoda, Insecta, Coleoptera, Chrysomelidae. The record is from the annotation of a GenBank genome assembly.